AUGAAACUCACCACCCCCCUCCUAAACCUCCUCACCCUAACCACCCUCCUCAUCCCCUCCACCUCCGCCCACAAAGACAAGAAGAAAGCCGCCGCAGAACUCAACCGCGACAUGACCGCCCACACCCUCGAAGCCAAAGCCGUAAACUACAUGGUCUUUGUCGAGCCCCUCUGGCACUUUAUGCAGAUGUGGAAGAACCAUGAGGCUACGUAUGGUGUUACGGAUUUGACCUGGGUGACGGAUCAAGCCCGCAAGAAAAUCGACAAGAACUUCAAGCAGGACAUGUACGAUCAAUGCGAGAAGGAAAAGCAUAAACAUAUGUGCCGGAUUGGCGCGAAGCUUUAUUAUGCCGGUGUGAGAGUUAUGGGAAGGAGGGAUUUGGUUGAGCCGGAGACGAGCAUGAUGCAUGCGACUGGAAUCGCCCAUGCUACCACCGAGGACACUGCUGCCAUCGCUGCCAUUGCCGUCGACUCCGGUGUUGAGAUUAGUGCUGAAGAGAGGGCUCAGAAGGUGUUUGAGGCUUGGAUUGCGGAGCUGCGAGCGCAUCCUGAGGUGUUGAUAGAGAUGACGGAGAAGGAUUUGGAGAAUGUGGAGGUGGCGCUUGAUGAGGGGAUUAAAGACAUCGAAAAGGGUGAUGAUGUGCAAGAAGAGAUGGCUGCUGUUGGUCUCUGA
Molecule: messenger RNA, 672 nt
Organism: Alternaria ventricosa
Lineage: Eukaryota; Fungi; Ascomycota; Dothideomycetes; Pleosporales; Pleosporaceae
Exons: 2
Coding region: 1-672 (223 amino acids)
Biological process (GO): arachidonate secretion; phospholipid metabolic process
Molecular function (GO): A2-type glycerophospholipase activity
Source: RefSeq, a predicted model, not a curated record